Amyelois transitella is the source of this 2089-nucleotide messenger RNA. It is a transcript of the gene Dpck, whose product is annotated as dephospho-CoA kinase domain-containing protein. Bases 315 to 1013 code for a protein of 232 amino acids. Gene Ontology annotation, molecular function: ATP binding; dephospho-CoA kinase activity. The transcript is spliced from 4 exons. Lineage: Eukaryota; Metazoa; Arthropoda; Insecta; Lepidoptera; Pyralidae. The record is from RefSeq and is a predicted model, not a curated record. Gene Ontology annotation, biological process: coenzyme A biosynthetic process.
UGUUUCAUUGACUUUAUUUCGUAUUGACUCGACUAAAACCAAAAGUUUAUGAAUAUGAAGGAAUAGAAAAUAAACCAAUGCAAGCAGAUUAAAUAUAUUUUUUAUUAGUUUUGAGGGUUAAAUGUAUUUCUUUUCAACUUAAUUGAACGUCGAUUCAGUAAAGAAUCUCCAAUAUAAGAAUAUAUGCAAGCUCUUGAACCUUGUACCUUUCGUGUCAAAACAAACUUAAAAAUUACUUAAAUAUUUAGUCAAAAGUUUUCAUCUUCGAAUGUGUCAACCCUGCCUUCGAAAGAGUCUAUUUUGAUUACGGUAAAAUGUUCAUUGUUGGGUUAACAGGAGGCCUGGCCACUGGAAAAAGUACAGUGCUUGCAAUUUUUCGUGAAAAUGGUAUAGCUGUCAUAGAUGCUGACGAAGUAGCGAGAAAAAUCCUAGAACCUGGUACUAAAGGAUGGAAAGAGUUGAGAGAAUAUUUUGGAGAUGGUGUCUUGGGGCCUGAUGGCAGAGUAAACCGAGCCAAGCUAGGAGAAAUUGUAUUUGAUGACAUAGAGAAGAGACGAAAACUGAAUGCCAUCACGCACCCUCGGAUCCAAAAGACUAUGAUGAGAAUGGCAAUUAGGUACUUCUUCUCUGGUCACAGGUACAUUGUGAUGGAAGUACCACUGUUGUUUGAGACGGGAAAGAUGUUGACGUUCAUGCACAAAAUUAUUACUGUGGUUUGCGAGAGUCACCAGCAGUUGGAGAGACUGUGCAAACGUAGCGAUUUCUCGGUUACGGUGGCGAAAAAGAGAAUAGACACGCAAAUCCCUCUAGAACAUAAAGUAGCAAAGUCCCAUUUCGUCAUAGACAACUCCGGUGAUUUCGCUCACACCAGACAUCAGACUGAGAACAUUAUUAGGAUGCUCAGGAGGUCUAAAUUCACAUGGUAUUUCAGAGCAAUAAUAUUAAUCAUGGGGUUGUCAGUGAUAUUUGGGAUUGCACACAUAACAAGCAAUUUACUUGAAGACAAAUAUUGAUUCUCCUAAUUUAUACAUAGAGACAGCAUAAACUUAGUGACAGAAAAAGGAAAUUAGUGUUCAGUUUUGUAGUAUUUGACGAACGCGCUUGUAGGUGCAUGAAUAUACUGACUGAACCAACAGGCUGACAACAUAUUUUCAUAAUUUUUGGCCAAAAAUCUGAGUUCAGGGGACUUUAUUCUUCCGAUAUAACAAGAGCUAUAUAGUUUUGAUAAUACAAAGACCACCGCUAUAUCUUAUGACAAGAACAACUCUUGUGUGUUUAAUUUGCUUGUGACUUUAAGAAUGAAAGAGAUACUUAAUUUAAACACAUUUGGUGGAUAAGUCCCUUGUAUGAAAAGUUCAUAAAUAGUUUGCAUAUUCUCAAUUAGUGUAAACUUAGACAUCAUCUAAUAAUUGUCAAAUAAACUGACAUAGUGUUGUUCAAAUUAAGUCUGACAAGUAAUUCUUAAGUAAAACAACCCGACUGUACCUGUUUUGGCAUUUAUUUGUGGGAACACGGUUUUGGAAAUGAACAUAUAGUAUGACAUGGUAAUUUGUAAAUAGCCUAGGUUUUUAUACAUACUGUGGACAUAUAUAUUUUAGAUAAUUCCGCGAUAUAAUUAUCACGUCUAUAUGAAUAAUUAAUUAAUUGUAAUUUGAAUUUUAUUCAAAUACAAAAUCAUCAUAUUAUUAUUAUAUUAUUCGACUUAUCAUCGUUGCGUCUGCCUGAAAAUGUACUGUUGGCUGCAAAAUCCCACUCAUAGUUAAAAAAGAAAUGUCUAAGAAUUAUUGUGACUGAACUUUUGGAGUAGACAGUAUGAUGUAACAAUUUUUUAGGCGUAGUCAAUCAAUACAUGUGAUAUACAAAGCAAUUAAAGCCUUAUGCUGUUGCUCAAAGGAGUUAGUAACUUUGUUAUCUAAGUCUUAUAGAUAAGUUUAAGUUGCUGGUUUUGUACAUGUUAUUUAUUAAGCUAAUACUAGUUUAACGUGGAACUUUAACUUGCGAAAUCAAUAUAGCAAUGUUAAUAAAUUAUUGCUCAACAUGAUUGUUGUUAAGUUUUAGUUCUUCCCAGAGUCACCUCUAUUUUUUUACA